Messenger RNA from Arachis ipaensis, 1512 nucleotides. The record is from RefSeq and is a predicted model, not a curated record. NCBI's taxonomy places the organism in Eukaryota, Viridiplantae, Streptophyta, Magnoliopsida, Fabales, Fabaceae.
AUCAUCAUUAUUUCAAGAUAUUAAGGUUCAUUAUUUAAGUGAAAACUUGAGCAAAACAAAGCAUGUAGUAUUAAGUUUCAUUAUUUUGGCAUCACUUUAGCCAGCUUUAAUGCCAUUUUCUAGUGGAAGGUGGAAAGUUUAAAACUUAAGUUUUGGUAAUAUUAGAAUAUUUUAUCUAAUACCAUCAAAUCGGGUUCCACAAGUUCCACUUAACUCUUCUAAAAGAGUGCAUUAUGUGAAUCCAAACCCAGUUACCCAAAAUAGGAACUUAAGGAAUCUGGGAUUUAUAUUCAGUUUCAAUAUUUGAGUAAAAAGUCAUGUUUGUCUUCCUUGAACAGGGAAAACAAGAAUCUUACCGAUUUUAAAGUUGGUUGUUAGAGUUGAAAUAUUUGUCGAGAAUGGAUAAUUUCUGAUUUGAUGCCUUUCAUCAUAAUAUUUUCAAGAGAUGUGGUUCUUUAAUUCCACACACAUAUCAGGUAUGUGAUGUAUAGCCACUUAGGUUUAACAUAAAAAUUAUGAUUAUUUUAUUCUGUGCCCCAUGAAAGUCAAGGAGAUUUUGUCUCACUAUCCAUCCAACUAUAAGCAAUCUGCAGUAAUCCCUCCGCUUGAUCUUGCCUAACAGCAGCAUGGGGGCUGGCUCCCUGUUUCUGCAAUGAAUGCGUGAUGACAGCAAUGUAUGAAUAUGGGAGUAGUAGUGAACCAUCAUUCUCAACUGCUACUCAGGAUUCUUCUGCUGAUGAUGAUUUCUCAACAGAGUAUCUUCAAGAUGCUUUGCUUGAAUUCGGGGAUCGUUCCAAACGUAGGCGCUUGCUGCCAAAUGUUGACAAUCAUCAUGAUCAACAAUAUUCCAAGACUAGUAGUAGUGAUCUUGAAAAGAGCUUGUGGAACUUGAACCCCACAUACUGCAUGAGCCAGAAUAUAGAAAGUAUUUUUGGACUUUCAGAUGAGGACAUAAUAAGCACAUUUUGGAGUAGAAUAAUGAGAGAGGAAGCAAAGAUUCUUGUAGAAGAAGAGACAACAACAAGUACUAAUACCAUAUUAUCAGGGGAAAUGGAAUUCAUGUACAAAAGAUUGGAGCAUGAAGCAGAAGAAAAGGCACAAGCCCUGAAGGAGAUUAGAGAGACAGUGAAUCACAGGAAUCAUAUAGAUGGCAGUGUGAAAUUGAUUGGUACUUCAUUAUUUAGCUAGCUUUGGAUUCAGCACCCAUUCCAUGGUUAGUACCACCAUUGACAAUACAUUUGGUUUUUGUAGAGCAAUUAGUAAUUGACUCUCUAAUUGAUGUCACUACAAUAGAAGGAUAACUUAAUAUUAGUGAUAUUUAAGCAUAGUAAGAAGUGUAUUAUUUUAGUGAUUACUAGUUUAUAGCGGUUUACUAGUUUACACCUUUUGAAAGUUUUUUUUCUGUAUCUUUCAUGAGAAUUGUGAUUCGUUUACGGGUAGCAGGCUGUAAUCUGUUUUUGAUUGGAUUGGCUUAACUUUGAAGCUUACAAUUAUGUAUUGAAUUUAGUUGGA